This is a messenger RNA of Linum tenue, 2613 nucleotides long. The record is from the annotation of a GenBank genome assembly. NCBI's taxonomy places the organism in Eukaryota, Viridiplantae, Streptophyta, Magnoliopsida, Malpighiales, Linaceae.
AUGUAUGUGCUUGGUCUACCUCAGGAAGCAGAUAUAGUCGCAAUCAAGUCUCCUGUAAAGUCAGUCAAGAAUCAGAAAGAUAUCUUCAGUUCUAUGGGGAAGAGGGCCUCCAUGGAGAAUCUGUAUGUAAGUGGCGAGGUAGACAAUGCUGCAAUGAGAAAAGCACAUGAGUUUGCUUCUAGUUUACCUGGAAACUUUCCUACCUUGAUGAAGCUUAUGCACCCUUCACAUAUUGGGUUUUCCUUGCAUCUUGUGGCAGGGUUCUGCUACAAGCAUUUGCCUGACAAGGACAAGGUGAUCGACCUAGAAGAUGACAAUGGCAAAGUUUAUCCCGCCCAAUUCUUAGCUAGUAAGCAUUGUCUUAGCGGCGGAUGGAGAGCUUUCUCCAUCCAUCACAAGUUAGCUCAAGGCGAUGUUGUGGUUUUUCAGUUACUUGAACCGACCAAGUUCAAGGUCUACGUAGUGAGAGCAAGUGCCUCAGAGCAAGCGAGUAGAAGAUCCAAGAGAAAGGUCGAGACAAGUGCCAAAGAAGCCGAGAAGACCAGCAUCACCAACUGCAAAAUUAUAGUACAUAAAGACGAGCCCAAGAAUGGAAGCAAGGAAGAUUUCGGUUUUGAUAUCUCAGAUGGGAUAAUUAUGUCAUCAGAUCAACCAGCUGUUGAUUUCCAGCAAGUGAAGAACUUUGAUGACUUUGACAUUGUGGUUAACGGCCUGAUCAUCAACUGUGAACUCUCCAAACAGCUUCAGUACAAGUACUACGAACUAUGCAGCAGCCAGAAGUCUUUCCUGCACCAACAUAUUCCCAAUGGGCUUAACUGUAAGCUGAUAGCCGGAAUAAUCGCUGAGACCACUAACAUUGCUGAUGCAGUAAGGACUGCAAAGUUCGGUACUCGACAGAAGGAAGAGUUUGCAACUUGGGAAAACACAUUGUCAGGAUUCGAGAAGCUGGGAAUGAAUGUGGAGUUCAUACUCACCAGGUUGAGGCAGCUCAUAGGGCUUUCUGACCAUGCCAAUAGGUGCAAGAAAUUGAAGACUGAGAGAGUUGAAGUGGGAGAGGAGGUGAAGGCUUUGAAGGCGAAACUAGAGAAAUCGGUGGGUAGAAUGAAGAGGAUUGAUGAAGAGAUAGAGAGAUUGGAAAAUGAGGAGGAUGUUGAGGUGAGGUUCACAAAAUUGGCUGAAGCUCCAUGGUCAAUGUAACUGGAUGCUGACUUAGUAUCUAGCUUAGAGAGCUACUAAGUUCAAACCAUUCUGUAUGAGGUUUGUACGACUUAGCUUGGAAAGAUAUAAAGUCACCAUCUCUGUAGCUAUGAAUGACUCGGACGGUCCAAGUUCUAAUACGAUCGACCUGAUGAUCGAAGAUGAUGAUCGAGAUCUUCGAGCAGCAAGAGUGAUAACCGAAGGGAUUUGUAUCAGCUGAAUGACCAAAUGCAUACACGAAACUAAGUUGUAAUGUAAGAUUCCCUUGAAUUCGAUUACCUCCUGUGUAAAUUACCAUCAACUGGAAAACUGCAAGCACGGAUACACAUGGAUGCCAGAAAACCAGAUGGGUCCAUAUCAUCAUACCCAGUUGGGCAAAUGCAUGGUAUUUUUCUACAACCCCAUGCCUCAUUCAGCCAUGCAACCUCACAUGGAGCAUAAAGGAAUGGUGACUGGUACAGGACAAGUAAGAAGAAUAUAGAACUGGCCCAUUAACUAGCGCCAUUCUUUCUGCCAAAUACACUGCAUACCCACCAAUUAUCAACUCCUUAUAUUUGCCUUAAGAAGUAAAAGUACAUAACUUCUUCCUCAUGUAAUAAAUCACAGAACUUUCAAAAUCAGUACAUUCAGACACCGCUGAAUUCAGUCAGCCAUUUAUUUCUACCCAGUCCAAUGAAAUCAGAAGGAUUACAGAUGGGGAAAGUCAGAAAAGAAGGUAUUUCAAAAGAGGAGAAACAUUAGAUUAGAAAGUAAAUUACACUUGACACAGAUAGAAGAUCACAUCAUCUAAUGACUACAGACUACUAAAACCGAACCAACUUCAACAAACACCAAAGAUGUUCAAAUCUCAAUCAUGAUUGAGGAAUCCUGGGGCUAAAGUGAAAACCAGGAGGAGUACUAUUGUAACUUUUCUGCAAGGACUUCAAAGAAGUGGGAUUGAUCUGCAGGAAGAGAUAGUUCCCAGCAAAGAGAUCACCGAAAUGAGCAUGGCCUUCUUUCAACCUCCUCAGCACUUUCCUGAUGGAAGCUCUAACCAUCCUCAUCACCACUCUCUUCCUCCUAAUCAAGCUCGAAACUUUGACCCUGAUGAAGCCUGGUGAUGAUGGUGAUCUCCUUCUCCUCCGCCUCCAUUGCACCCUUCUGAACCUGAACAAGUUGCUCCUAGCUGUUGGCCUUCCAAUGAAACUACCAUCAAAAUGGCCAAUACCUCCUCCAUCUUGUGACUCUUCAACACCGUAGUCCAGCUUCUGGUAGCUGGAGAGCCUCCUGGGGAAGAAAGACUCCAUGGUUUUUGAGAGGGAAGUUUAUCAAUGGAAAGGAGAGGGGUUGAGAGAGAGGUUAUAUGGAAGGAGAGACAGGUGUUGGGUGGUUUCUGGUGUUAUGGUAGCUGGCUCAAGAUGUAGCUACAUGCCUAAU